AUGGCGCUCCUCCAGUACAGAGCGAUCGCCGACUACGACAAACAAUUAGACGCAUUCCAGUCCUUCCUGGAGAAAUUUGAAACCUCCAGGACCUCCUCCGACGCAGCUGCUGAAGCGAUCGAUGGACUCCACCUUGAUGGCGACCACACUAGUGAUGAGUACGACUUCAUGGAUGACAUCGCAGACGAAGAUCGCGCAGUGUCGCGACGCCGAGGGAAGCGGAAGUAUAUGGAUAUGUUGCAAGAGGUGGCGGAUCGGGAGCGCCAGAAUGUUUUGAUAGAGCUGGAUGAUCUGAACGAGUUUGAAGAGUCGUUAGGAGACGAGGUACAUCUGAGACUGGUCGAGUCCGUCACCAACAAUACCAAGCACUACGUCGACCUAUUUUCCGAGGCGGUAGACAAGAUCAUGCCGAAACCGAGCAGAGAGAUCUCAUUCAAAGACGACGUGCUCGAUAUCAUUAUGGCUCAGCGACUGAAGCGCAAUGAAACGGUGGCAUCUGCUGCUGAAACAGACGCUGAAGCUGCGGCGCCUGUCUCGACGUUCCCAGCGGAACUCACCAGGAGAUACACCUUGAACUUCAAGCCUCUCACGCCUUCCGGUACCGAUACUGGCAAGAAAACGCUGGCGGUGCGACAAGUGCGAGGAGAGCACCUCGGACAUCUCAUCACUGUGCGAGGCAUCACGACAAGAGUAUCAGACGUCAAGCCCAGUAUCCGAAUUCAAGCUUACACUUGCGAUCGUUGUGGCAGCGAAAUCUUCCAGCCGGUCUCGGCCAAGCAAUUCACGCCGCUACAGAUGUGUCCGGCAGAAGAAUGCAAACAGAACGACUCCAAGGGUCAAUUAUUUGCCUCGACCCGCGCGUCCAAGUUCCUACCCUUUCAAGAGGUCAAGAUCCAGGAGAUGGCAGAUCAGGUCCCGGUUGGGCACAUUCCAAGAACAUUGACAGUGCACUGCAAUGGUAGCCUUGCACGGCAGAUGAACCCGGGCGAUGUUGUCGAUAUUGACGGCAUUUUUCUACCCACGCCCUAUACGGGGUUUCGAGCCAUCCGAGCCGGACUUUUGACAGAUACCUAUCUCGAAGCACAAAAUAUUACACAGCACAAGAAAGCAUACCAAGACCUGAAGACUGACCCUCGCAUUAUUCGAAAGAUCGAGUCUUUCAAAGCAUCGGGGCACAUGUACGAAUACCUGGCUCGAUCAAUCGCACCCGAGAUCUACGGUCACCUCGAUGUCAAAAAGGCCGUACUUCUGCUACUCAUUGGUGGCGUGACAAAGGAGAUGGGCGACGGGAUGCGCAUCCGUGGAGAUAUCAAUGUCUGCCUCAUGGGAGACCCCGGCGUGGCCAAAUCUCAACUUCUCAAGUACAUCACCAAAGUUGCGCCCCGUGGUGUCUACACGACGGGUCGAGGAUCCAGCGGAGUCGGUCUAACAGCAGCAGUGAUGCGCGACCCCGUCACAGAUGAAAUGGUGCUCGAAGGCGGUGCCCUGGUCCUCGCCGACAAUGGAAUCUGCUGCAUCGACGAAUUCGAUAAGAUGGACGACGGCGACAGGACCGCCAUCCACGAAGUCAUGGAACAACAGACCAUCUCGAUCAGCAAGGCCGGUAUCACCACCACUCUGAACGCGCGCACGUCCAUCCUCGCAGCGGCGAAUCCGCUCUACGGGCGCUACAACCCGCGCAUUUCUCCCGUUGACAACAUCAACCUCCCCGCCGCGCUGCUCUCCCGGUUCGACAUCCUCUUCCUCAUCCUCGACACCCCCUCGCGCGAAGCAGACGAAGAACUGGCCCAGCACGUGUGCCACGUUCACAUGCACAACCGCCACCCGGAGCGCGAAGGCGAAGGUGUCGUCUUCUCCCCACACGAAGUCAGGCAAUACAUCGCGCAAGCGCGCACGUUCCGGCCAAACGUCCCGAAGGCUGUAAGCGAGUACAUGGUGGGCGCGUACGUGCGGAUGCGACAGCAGCAGAAGCGCGAGGAAGGGGGCAAGAAGCAGUUCACGCACAUCUCGCCGAGGACGCUGCUGGGCGUGUUACGUCUCUCGCAGGCUCUGGCUCGAUUGCGAUUCAGCACCGAGGUCGUCAACGAAGAUGUCGACGAAGCGUUGCGGCUGAUCGAAGUGUCCAAGGCGAGUCUGUACGCUGAUCAGCGCAGCCACGGCGAUCAGACGGUCUCGUCGAGGAUAUACGAUCUUAUACGCGGCAUGAGAGAGUCGGGCGCGGCGAGUGUGGGUAGUGGCGCCAGAGGAGAGCUCAGUCUGCCUAGAGUGACCGAGCUAGUCACGGCACGAGGCUUCACGAGUGAGCAGUUUCACAGGACCAUCGAGGAGUAUGAGUUGUUAGAUGUCUGGCAAGUCGCCAACAAUGGGACUCGGCUGGUCUGGAUCGAGGCCGGCGACGAUGACGCAGACAACGAUGAGCUCAUGGGCGAAGACGAAGGUGAAGACGAGGACGAGUAA
Cladophialophora yegresii CBS 114405 is the source of this 2457-nucleotide messenger RNA. RefSeq names its product minichromosome maintenance protein 7 (cell division control protein 47). Gene Ontology annotation, molecular function: single-stranded DNA helicase activity; ATP binding; single-stranded DNA binding. Lineage: Eukaryota; Fungi; Ascomycota; Eurotiomycetes; Chaetothyriales; Herpotrichiellaceae. The record is from RefSeq and is a predicted model, not a curated record. The coding region runs from base 1 to 2457 and encodes 818 amino acids. Gene Ontology annotation, cellular component: nucleus; MCM complex. Gene Ontology annotation, biological process: DNA strand elongation involved in DNA replication; DNA replication; double-strand break repair via break-induced replication. The transcript has 4 exons.